Blastomyces dermatitidis ER-3 is the source of this 384-nucleotide messenger RNA. RefSeq lists its product as uncharacterized. The record is from RefSeq and is a predicted model, not a curated record. NCBI's taxonomy places the organism in Eukaryota, Fungi, Ascomycota, Eurotiomycetes, Onygenales, Ajellomycetaceae. The transcript has a single exon. Bases 1 to 384 code for a protein of 127 amino acids.
AUGACGCCGGCAGUCAUGCUUCGGAUCAGCACUGUCACCCCAGGAGCGCCAAGGGGUCCUUGGCUCAAGAACUGCGCAAAGACCAUCCUGGCUCAAACUACCCCUUCAUGGACGAGUAUGGGCACGUUUUUGAAAUCUCCUCCAGCCGAUGGCACGGCAAGCCAGACCAAGGAUGCCGCUUUUGAGCUUCCAGGUCCCUGUACAUUAAGUCCUUUAGGGAAGAUAUUAUUUGUGCAAGUCUCCUACAGGCCAAAUAAAUUCUACAAAUCGUACGGAUUAAAGGAGUGGCAUUCACGGCUGCACAAUAUUCUGAAAGGGAAAAAGAAGGCUCUGCCCAAGGAAACACCAAUAAUAAUGUCACCUUUGGCAUUCAUCCAGAGUUGA